GGGGAGGGAAACGAGCACACCAGAUAAAACGCCAGGUUUUGGAGACCUUUGGUAAUGUUCCGGCUGAGACGGGCACCAGGACAAAUUCAAAGCGCUUGUUCUCUCCUUCCUCUCAGAUCUGUGCGCAUGCAGCCUUGGCUUAACCGCAGCAUUUUCCCUCAGUCACGCUCCAAUUCGCAUCGAGCUUUGUUUGUCGGUACUGCCGGGGGAAUCAGUUGCAGUACCUCUACCAUCAUGUCUCUUGCUUAUAUCUGGCGACGCUAAAGGAUCUUCUUUACUGUUUAUUGUGUACAUGUUGGUUUAUCCCCUAUGGCGGCAAGGUCGGUCGUGGCGAUGUGGCGAUGUCUUGGAAUAUCGAACAGGCCCUGCUACAUGGAUGUGAUCCGACGACAGAAAUUAUUGAAAAAUGACGACGGGCUUUUACUUCCAUUCCUUCCAGCUCGCGCGUCACAAAAUCAGUUCAUAAUUCUUUCGACGUGCAGAACUCGUGGGCAAGAGCAGGGUGAAAAAGGCCCGUGUACGACAAGAACAAUACGCGCCAAAUGUGGCAAUUCGUCGAAAGCUGCUCCGAGAUGUUUUAAUGGCUUUAUAAAUAAGCAUUUUGUCUAUAGUAUCCAGCGCGUUAUUAAAGUCUGAGAC
Molecule: messenger RNA, 639 nt
Organism: Verruconis gallopava
Lineage: Eukaryota; Fungi; Ascomycota; Dothideomycetes; Venturiales; Sympoventuriaceae
Exons: 1
Coding region: 310-636 (108 amino acids)
Source: RefSeq, a predicted model, not a curated record